CUAGAGUCGGAUUCGACUGGCUUUCGAGCAAGGGAACCUUUACCUUUACCUCUGUUGCAUCUGUCAACCAUUAUCAUUCCUGCCAGCCAGCAAGGAAGCCCAGUAAAGCCCAACAGGUUUCUCUCACCAGUCCUGAGAACCAAGGCUUCUCUUGAACAUGAUGAGGGGCCUUCGUGAGUGCUCGUUCCUUCUGUUUUCCUUGUGUGGCAUCACCUCAGCUCUGCAGUGUACUGUGGUGCCAGGAGUUCUCACACAGAUCGAUGCCAGCAACGGACAAGUCUUUGGUGUGAACAGAGCAAGCAAUAUUUAUACCCUGUACGGAACCACAUGGACCCAAUUACCAGGCUUAUUGACCCAUGUCACAACCGGUUUUAAUGGCGUCUGGGGUGUGAACUCGAAUUACAACGUCUAUAGACUGGUGGGCGGCAACUGGAAGCAGGUUACAGGCUUGCUGAAACAAAUUGAUGCAGGUGGAAGCAAUUUUAUUGUUGGAGUCAACAUGUAUGAUGACGUCUAUUGCCUACCCAAAUCAUCAGCUAUCGCUGCUGAUGGCAACUCAGCACUGCCCUGGGUCCAAAUUGAAGGAAAACUCAAAUACUACUCCUGUGGGCCACUGGGUUGCUGGGGAGUUAACUCAGCUGACACCAUCUUUUACCGGCAUGGUGUCACCCCAGAUUUCUGCGCCGGAUACAGGUGGGAGAACGUGCCUGGCGCGCUUUCCAUGAUUGAGGUUGGGACAGAAGGAGAUGUGUAUGGAGUAAACAGCGCUGGAGACAUUUAUCGCAGGGUUGGAAUCAGUGCUGGCAAUCCCAUUGGAAUCACUUGGAAACAUUUGGGCAAUUACCUUGGACAGAUCAAGCAUGUAUCCUAUGACCUGGGCAUGCUGUGGGUUUUGACUACAGAAGGAAAGAUUUUGAACUGCAAAGAUUGACCAGUCAUUCAUAAUAUCUUUGCCAGCAGUGCUUGCUUUGUUUAUCAUGGCCAGUGGCGUCAAGACAUUAAAAGUUAUCCAGUGAUACGGGCAAAUGCUUCCUGUGUGUCAUCCUCUCUCUUUCACUUGUUGUAUUUUCUGUAACACAAUCCCCUUCUUUGCAUUGAGACUUCUCAUUUAAGGACAGUAAAAUAUCUGAGACAGCUAGAUGCUAUU
Molecule: messenger RNA, 1147 nt
Organism: Gekko japonicus
Lineage: Eukaryota; Metazoa; Chordata; Lepidosauria; Squamata; Gekkonidae
Product: fish-egg lectin-like
Exons: 5
Coding region: 158-931 (257 amino acids)
Source: RefSeq, a predicted model, not a curated record